Molecule: messenger RNA, 1671 nt
Organism: Naegleria gruberi
Lineage: Eukaryota; Heterolobosea; Eutetramitea; Acrasida; Naegleriidae
Exons: 3
Coding region: 1-1671 (556 amino acids)
Biological process (GO): glycerol catabolic process
Cellular component (GO): cytosol
Molecular function (GO): glycerone kinase activity
Source: RefSeq, a predicted model, not a curated record
AUGCUCACAGCUGCUGUUUUGGGAGCUGUUUUUACUUCUCCGAGUGUUUUGCAAAUCUUCAAGGCAAUCACUGCUGUUACAAGCAGGAGACGAGUUGAUGAAGAAGGAAAGGGAUGCUUGUUGAUUGUGAAGAAUUAUACAGGAGAUAUAUUGAAUUUUAGAUUGGCUAGAGAAAUGGCCAUUCAAGAUGGAUAUAAUGUGGAGAUGAUUAUUGUGGGAGAUGAUGUUACUCAUCAGAGAGGAGUUGCUGGAACUGUUUUUAUUCAUAAAUUGUGUGGAGCUAUGGCUGAGAGAGGUGAUUCAUUGAGUGAGAUUUUUGAGUUUAUGAAAUCAAAAUUAAAAAUCACAUCGGAACAAGUAUUGAAUAAUGGAAAUGAAUCAUUUAUUAGGAGUAUUGGAAUUGGAUUGAAUAGUAUUUCAAUGCCAGGUAAUUCGGAACCACUCUAUGAAUUGAGUGACAGCGAUCCUGUCUAUGAGCUCGGCUUGGGAAUUCAUGGAGAGAAGGGCGUUUGCAGACUUACAUUUUCUCCAACUAAUCCAGUCACUGAAAUUUCCAACACAAUGAUUGAACAUUUAUUACCAAAGGAAUUCAGUGCCGAGAAUCUCAAAUUUGCUCUCAUGAUUAAUAAUUUAGGAUCUACCACCUUGUUGGAAAUGUACAAUAUUGCAAGGGUGGUAAUUACCUUAUUGGAAAAUCAAAACAUUUCUAUUGAGAGAGUGUAUGUUGGAACAUUCAUGACUGCUCUGAAUAUGCAUGGAUUCUCUCUCAGCUUGCUUAAUUUAGCUCAAAACUCUGAACAAUUAUUAGAACUCUUGGACACUCCAACAGAGUCAAUGUUUUGGCCAACUAGUUUGAAUCUCUCCAAAAAAUCAAACAAUUCUUCGAGAACUAGUCACUCAACUGGAGGUAUUAAACUGUCCCCUCAAAUAGGAAUAACAGCCACAACAAAAUCCAUCAUAUCUACUGAGGAAAAUUCACAAGUAGAAAAAUUCCUCUCACUCACAGGGGUCGUUUGUGAUUUUAUCUUGACAAGAAUUAAAGAAUAUAAUUCUUUGGACAGUGAAGUUGGAGAUGGGGAUUGCGGGAGUGCCAUUGAAAGAGCUUGUGAAUCAAUUCAACAACACAUCCUCAAAAAACAAGAUUUGAAAAUGACACUUGCCGAAUUGGUUUAUCAAAUUGGAAUUUGUGUUCAAAAUAGUGGAGGUAGUUCAGGAGCUAUUAUUUCCAUGUUCUUUUUAAGAUAUUCCAAAUCAUUGAAAACGAAUUCAUUCGAUCACAAGAAGGCAUUCAUUGAGGGAGUGCACGGAAUGAUGGAAUUGGGUGAUUCAAAGAAGGGAGACAGAACAAUGCUCGAUACUCUCAUUCCAGUCAGUGAAUAUUUACAGGAACAAGAAGAAUCUAUCGAUGUGGAAACCAUUGUUAAAGUUGCAAAUGAAGGAAUGGAUAGUACAAAAUCAAUGCUUGCCAAAAGGGGUAGAUCUCGUUAUCUUGGAGACAGAGUUUUAGGAUUCUUAGAUCCUGGUGCACUUUGCAUGUUUGAUAUUGUCAAAAUUUGGUCAUUGUGGAUGUUAGAUAAAUCACGGGUGGCUAACUCUAGCGAUUUUUUUCGUGAAGUCUCCGACCCACGAGUUUUUUUUGCCACAGUAAAUAUUACAAGUUGUACUAUUUGA